Anopheles gambiae (African malaria mosquito) is the source of this 5309-nucleotide messenger RNA. It is a transcript of the gene 7B2, whose product is annotated as neuroendocrine protein 7B2. The record is from RefSeq and is a predicted model, not a curated record. Gene Ontology annotation, cellular component: secretory granule. Gene Ontology annotation, biological process: regulation of hormone secretion; neuropeptide signaling pathway. NCBI's taxonomy places the organism in Eukaryota, Metazoa, Arthropoda, Insecta, Diptera, Culicidae. Bases 412 to 1158 code for a protein of 248 amino acids. Gene Ontology annotation, molecular function: enzyme regulator activity. The transcript has 5 exons.
UGCAAGUGGGCGAACGUACCACUUCCGUCGAAAUUGGUUGUAUUUGGUGUCCGCGCGCGCGUGUGUGUGUGCGUGUGUGAGGUUGUUUAUGAAUUUGCUUUAUUUCGUGAAUCUCUAAUACAUCGCUUCCGCAUGGGAAAACGCAAACCAGGGAAAGGAGGCACUUUUCAGCAAACACACAUUUUAAUACAGUUAAAACGCAAAAAGUAAUAAACAUACACGCGCGCGCAUUAGCAGCACCGAACUUUACGCAAACAAUGUAAGAGAAUGAAACGCACGCACGCACGCACAACGUGAAAGGUCAUACUGUUGGUGCGCAAGGCGUCUCAUUACCAUAAGCAACGUUCGUUGUGACAGGUGUCAACGCAGAACCGCGGAGCUUUUCAACGUGCUUUUAGCGAAGCACUCAGCAUGUACUUCUUUUUUGUUUUAGCCUCGCUGAUGGUGGCUAACCCAGCGUUAGCAUACCUAUCAGCGGGCAUGAAGGAUCAGUUUCUGUCAGACAUGCUGCUGCGCGAGCUGGUCGAUAGGAUGGGCAAGGAUUUAGCCGAGGCAGCCGACUCGUACAUCGAUCCGUCCGCGAUGGACGAGCUGCCCGCCAGCCGGCUCGCCCUGAUGGCACGCGUCACCAAGGAUCUCGAGUCGGAGCAGCUCGAUUACGAUGCGCUGCUCGAUGGCUCGAACCCGAACCCGUCACCCCGGGACCAGGAGUAUCUGCAGCACAGCUCGCUGUGGGGCCACCAGUACGUGUCGGGUGGGGCGGGCGAAGGACCAAACCGUCCCAAGCCGCAGGUGAAAACCGAUGCUAGCCUGCCGGCCUACUGCAAUCCGCCGAAUCCUUGCCCGGUCGGGUACACGGAAGAUCAGGGAUGUACGAUGGAUUUCGAGAAUACGGCCGCGUUCAGCCGCGAGUACCAGGCGGCCCAGGACUGUAUGUGCGAUGCCGAGCACAUGUUCAACUGUCCGGCGGCAGCGCAAAGCGAAAGCAACCCGCAGAUGGAUUCGGAUCUGGAAAACUUCAUUGCCCGCCAGUUCCACACGCAGGAGCACAAGAAUCUGGUCGCUAAAAAGUUCCACGUAAAGAAGAAUUACAACCCCUUCUUGCAAGGUGAAAAGCUUCCGGUUGCCGCCAAGAAAGGCUUCAACGUCAAUGUUUAAGCGACGACUGUUCACUGCAACACCGUACAACACACGCUCCAUAUCACGAUAACCGACCCAAAGCAAACAAGAAUGCGUCAGACAGCAGUAGCAGAUGAGAGUUUAAUCGUACGAUUAACUCUAACCCCCCAAUAACGGACAAACGGCAAUGGAAAACAAUUAUUCAUCGUUCAAUCCUAGACAGUAAGACAAUUGCGAAUUUCAACUUUCUUAUGUGAAAAAGGGCAGAAACCCUGCACUCAACCCAGGUAUUGCAUUCCUAUAGAUUGGUUUUACAUUUUUGAAACGAAUUUCUACAUUCGUGUGGGGAGCUAUCAGUAUCCACGCAUGAAAAUGAAAGCUGUAAGGCAAGCGCAUGGGCUAAAGAUGCUUAGACCACAAUGCUAUUGUAUAAAUAUUCUUCGUUGAAAAGUUUCAUUUAAAAAAAAACAGCAGCAUUUUUUCCACUUUGAGCCAAAAGUAGAUGGAUGUAGACGCAAAUGUUUAUUACUGUGUGUGUGUGCUAUAACUUCCAGAAGCCAGACAAAGCAAAAGUAGCACGUAAAGCUAUUUUGUAGACCACAUUUAAACACAUUCAUUCAUAACUGUUUCAUGAUGAUACGUUCAACAGCAGAUGCAACUGACAGAACGUUGGAAGAUUGUCCAGCUUUUCCCGAUUUUUUGUUUUCUUAUAAAAGAACCCAUUAUAAGAACGCUUAGCACAGAGCUUUCGAGAGAGCAACAAGACGAUACAACAUACAGAUUAAUACUAAAUAUUGAAUCAAAAUGAAAUAUCUUAAUACAUAGCCUAGCAAACGCAACCAAAAACAGGAUCAGUGUAGUUAAGCGCUAAGCGAUGUACCCGUUUUCAAUGCUAAUACUUUUGUACUAAAAACCUAUCCUCAAUGCUACUACCUACUACAGGCAGUGUAACAUGGAAUCUAACGAUUGCUAGAACGUAAGAGACCCCAAACAGACAAUGUGCAAUCUUUUUGUUUUGUUUAUUGGUCACUUUAACAUUAAUAUUGUUGAAUCAGGAAGCGUUCCACUUCCCGCAUAAAAUCUUGGUCAAUUUUAUCCGUCAACUUGUCCCAUGUGAGACCUGAGAAUCAUUUCAAGUGAAUCAAUUCAAUCAAAUUUUAUACAAGAAUUAGAAGAAAUUCAUCAUUUCAUUCUUGUUUCUUCCUAAGCAUCUGUAUUUGCUGAUCGGUAUAUUGUGCUGAUAAAUGUUACAAACUUGGAAUGAAUACUUUCACACGCCACCGACAGAUGCUAACCACGCUUAUUGAUUAACCUUUGUGUUGAUUAUCGUCUCAGCGAAGUAGCUUCUCACUCGUGUUUCCUUGCUGGCCAACAUAACAUCAAACACACGCCCAUCAACAUCGGGUUCGGUAGCGCGUUCCUCCCGUGGACGUCAGAGGCCAACAACAUCCGCUUCUGUUAUCGAAUGGCCGGGAGACGCUAAGAGCUUUUCGCUGAAUCUCAUUAACACGAAGGCCACAUCGAUAGGCAACGAACGCUUCUGUGAUGAGAUGGCAAUUCAAUGCUUGAUGCGUCGAUGUAAUCCCAUUUUCAUUCGAUCGUUUUGAUCGUUCCAUGUCGCUUAACUUCUUUUGUGCCAUUUUACCCGAGAGGGCAUCGUGCAGUGCCGUUCUCCGCCACAUUCACUUUAAAUCAAUGUUUUUGUGAAAUUUGAUGCUAUUCUAAGUAAUUGUAAUGCACAUGAUGACAUAGACUAAUUAUGAAUAGGGUAUUAUAGCAAGAAAACACUAGUGUAUCAAGUAGAGGAUAGAUUUGCUUGAUGAGAGAAGCAACAAAAACAACAGAUCAUGAACAGAGCAAUGACUUUUCUUUACCUUUGAAGCAGGAAAACGCUCAAGAUCCUGUUUUUUCUGUUUCCGGACCACCAUACCAUCAAAAAAAGACCCGGUCCUAAAGGGCAAAGAAAGUCAUCCAAAACUGAAAACAGAGAAAGAGAAACAAGAAUAUCGACUAGAAAUUUGACUAUAACUUCUUCGAAAACCGAUACCUUUAACAUCGAUAGGUAUGGUGUCCGUUUCUGCAAUAAACGAAAUAGCAGACGGAUUCAUGCUGAUAUAACAGCAACACACACACAUAAGAAAUAAUGAAUUCAGAUGACGAUUAACUUCGUUGCGCACACGAUCCAUGAUGCGGUUGACUGUAGUACCUAUUUCAUCGGUCUUACCAGCUCUCGACCGGGUGUCCUGAUGCGAGUGUUAGGAAUUUCCGCUUCAACACCAUCGAACGAUCGGAGGAAAAUUGGGUGGCAAAAGUAAAAAUCUCACCAAUUCCAUCAACAACGAUUGUCGCUUGUGCUGCGAACAGUUUUCCUUCGGUCGAGACAUUCCAGCACUCGCCCCAGAAGGAUGCUCAUGAAAUGGACACCAUCGUCAACCGUGCAGCACUAUUAUCGUAAUCGUUAUCUGAUAACUUUACACAUAAACAUUAAAACUCUAAAUAAACGCACAGUUUACACAAGAGAGAUGUACACGAACAAAACACGAUACAAGCAAGAAAAGAAAAAAACAAUACACAUACGAUACAGUAUUAAAAUGAAAUACACACAUUUAAUGCUAGGAUAGGCUGAAGAAAUCACACGAUAUGAUGCUGCAAGCAUUAACAUAAUAACUUCGUAAACAUACAUCAUAACACACACACACGCACACGGUAACAAUUACUGUUUAGCAUGUAAGCAUUAACAAACUGUGUAGAAUACACAGACACACAUUAGAUCUGUAUGGUAUAUAUUUGCAAUUACGUUAACCGUGGGACGUUUGUGUAGAAUGGAAACACAAACAGAGAAAAGAUGAUUAGAGAACAGAAUAUAUAUAUAUACAAAUAUAUAAUCUAAUUUUGUAUUUAUAUCUUAAUAAUAUUUAAACUAUAUACAUAUACACAUUGCAAACUCACCUUAUAUACAAAAGGUUCUGGCUAGAAGUCUAAACAGAGUGUGAAGGUGAGGGUCAGUGGAAAACGCGUAACGAGAUCAUCAAAUCGGAAGAGUGUGUAUGUACAUCUUCUCAGUACUUCGGUUCUUUUACAUAAAUAUGACAAUAUGAUUACAUAGUUACAAUAUACGAUGGAUGAAUGGCAAGACAGAAGCAGCUUUACGAACCUUUUAGUCACAAGAUUAUGAAGGCUCUUUUAAACGAUUCUCGGUAGAAGUUGAGUGAAGGACAGAUUGGAAAAGCAGGACACAGCUUAAAAGUAUGACGCCUAUAUAUUGCAUACCACCUUGCUUUUAGAUUUUAAACCAUUCAUUCGGUUGGGAAUUGCACCAGUUCCUCUACUGCUACUGCGGCGGUAGAGUUAGUUCUUCUGAGGAUAGGCAUAUCCUCCGUACCUUACUUACUUAACAUACCAAACCAAACAAGAGCAACGGUUUUUUGCGAUGGUGCAUGCUUCUUGUGUGUCGAGAAAGCGAGAAACAAGAGAACAACAAAACGGCAGCUAAUGUAAAACCCCAUUUUAUAACUUUUAUCGUCUUUCACACGUGGAACAUACACAGUUUGGAACUUGAUUUCGUCUACUAUUGUAAGUACAUUAAAGAAAAGGAAACCACACAAAUACAAACCUAUUUGCUCGAACAUUUCCCGCAUAAGAACGCAAUGGUAUAUUUCUUUACAUUCCGAGACCGAGACUCGGUAGAGAAGAAAACAGAUCGAUGUUAUAUUUACACACUCACACACCCCAGUACACUUGGUAGUACACUUUCGUUCGGAAGGAUGUUUGUUGCUCUCCAAACACAACAGUUUACAACACAUCAUAAUAGAGCUCAAAUAGCAAUAGCCGCUAUACACAUAUAGAGACAGAGAGCAAAUUUCAAACUUUAAUGAAACAUCACCAAUAAAGAGAGCCACACCACCCAGGUAGAAUUAAUCCAGAAUGUGCAGUACUUACUCGUUUUGGAGCUAACAGUUUUAUCUCGUUUUAUCUCCAACAACAUCUGACCGUUGAAUCGCAAACACAAUAUGAAAAAUAUUGGCAUGAAAAAUCCCCAACCGCUAAUGCAUGGUAAAAGUGACGAACCCCGCGAAAGAGACAGCAGGAGAAAAGAGAAUUCGCAAGAAUACAGAAAAAAUAGCUUGAAAAAUUAAAAAAAAACUAAAUAGAAAUAUAUCAUAAACCUUCUGUGUCGUAUUUAUGCAUCA